AUGAGCGGGAACGAUGCGCGCUACGACGCCGACUCCGCCGUGCUCGUGGCCGCCAAGCAGAAAGCCGCGCUCCAGGAGCACGCCAAGAUGCAAUGGCUCGCUUGCUUCGAUUCAGCUCUCUCGGCAGCAGAAGUGGGGCUGGAGCGGAAGCAGCGCGAGCGCCGCGCCGCGCAGCGCGCUGCCGAGGCUCAGGACGCGGCUCGCGGGCAGCGCAACCGCCCGGCGCCGAGCCGGUGCUAG
Molecule: messenger RNA, 240 nt
Organism: Emiliania huxleyi CCMP1516
Lineage: Eukaryota; Haptophyta; Isochrysidales; Noelaerhabdaceae
Exons: 2
Coding region: 1-240 (79 amino acids)
Source: RefSeq, a predicted model, not a curated record